Messenger RNA from Triticum turgidum subsp. durum (durum wheat), 1146 nucleotides. The record is from the annotation of a GenBank genome assembly. Lineage: Eukaryota; Viridiplantae; Streptophyta; Magnoliopsida; Poales; Poaceae.
AUGAUGAUGAGGCGCCAGUUAUCGGUCUGCGUCCUCCUCCUGCUCGUGCUCGCGGGGCAGCAGCAGGCGGCGGCCAAGAAGUACGCCGCCAUCUUCAACUUCGGGGACUCCCUCGUGGACGCCGGCAACCUCGUCGUGGACGGCAUCCCCGAGUACCUCGCCACGGCGAAGCUGCCGUAUGGCAUGACCUACUUCGGGUACCCCACCGGCCGCUGCUCCGACGGCCGCCUCGUCGUCGACUUCAUCGCGCAGGAGCUGGGGCUGCCGCUGCUGCCGCCGUCGAAGGCGCGCAACGCCACGUUCCACCACGGCGCCAACUUCGCCAUCACCGGGGCCACGGCGCUGGACACCAGCUACUUCGUGGCGAAGGGGCUGGGCAAGACGGUGUGGAACUCCGGCUCCCUGCACACCCAGAUCAAGUGGCUGCAGGAGAUGAAGCCCAAAAUCUGCAGCUCCCCCGAAGAGUGCAGGGGCCUGUUCCGGCGGUCGCUGUUCAUCGUGGGCGAGUUCGGCGGCAACGACUACAACUCGCCGCUCUUCGCGUUCCGCCCGCUGGAGGAGGUGCACGAGUUCGUGGGGGACGUCGUCAACUCCAUCGGCGAGGGAAUCGAGGUAAUUAAGCGCGCAUGCAUCCACAAGCUGAUUGCGGAGGGGGCCGUGGACCUGGUGGUGCCCGGGGUGCUCCCGAUCGGCUGCUUCCCGGUGUACCUGUCCAUCUUCCGGAAGCAGCCGGAGAUGUACGGCGGCAAGAGCGGGUGCAUCAAGGACCUCAACACGCUGUCGUGGGUGCACAACGUGGCGCUGCAGCGCAAGAUCGUGGAGCUCCGGAAGAAGCACUCCGACGUGCGCAUCAUGUACGCCGACUACUACACGCCCACCAUCCAGUUCGUCCUCCACGCCGAGAAAUGGGGGAUGCUGAGGCAGAAGCCGAGGGCGUGCUGCGGGGCGCCGGGCGUCGGGGUGUACAACUUCAACCUGACGUCCAAGUGCGGCGAGCCCGGCGCGUACGCGUGCGACGACCCGUCCAACCACUGGAGCUGGGACGGCAUCCACCUCACGGAGGCCUCCUACGGCCACAUCGCCAGGGGCUGGCUCUACGGCCCCUUCGCCGACCCGCCCAUCGUCGGCAACCGGAACCUCGAGUAG